Molecule: messenger RNA, 1281 nt
Organism: Rhododendron vialii
Lineage: Eukaryota; Viridiplantae; Streptophyta; Magnoliopsida; Ericales; Ericaceae
Product: protein FAR1-RELATED SEQUENCE 5-like
Exons: 2
Coding region: 1-1281 (426 amino acids)
Source: RefSeq, a predicted model, not a curated record
AUGGAAACUCCCAAUAGUAGUACCAACAGCAAGGGUGUGAAGGUAGAUUCAUACGAUUGGGAAUCCAAUUUCGACUCUUGUUCUAGUUCGGAAGAUUCGCAGAGUAAUACAUUUGUUUCUGAAGAUGAAGAUAAUGAUGUGGAUGGGGAAAAGGAAGGGGAAGGGUCAGUUUCCAGUGUAGAUGAUAGUUUUCGCUUGCUCACUGAUAUGGAGAUUAUGGAAAUGAAAUUUGUUUCUGAAGAUGAUGCUGGUCAAUUCUACAAUGCAUAUGCCAAGGCAAUUGGUUUUAGCGUACGCAAAUAUAAAAGUAGACCACAAAAAGGCAAUGAAAUGUACGUAAGGUGGAGGACUUGGGUUUGUUCUGGGGAAGGUAAGAGAAAUAAGAAGCAUUUAGAACGCACUGAUCGAAAACGACGUCAUAAAGCUGAAACAAGAACUGGUUGUGGUGCUAAAUUACGGGCUUGCCGUAUGAGCAAAACCAUGAAAAAUUACGUUGUCACAGAGUUUGUGUGUACCCACAAUCAUCCCUUAGCAGCACCACAUUGUGUUCCCUUUCUGCGAUCGCAUAGACGUGUGGGUGAUACAGACAUAGCUCAGUCUGGGGGUUUCCAUAAUCUGGGGUUCACUGUAAAAGAUUUGCAUAACAAAUUGCAUAGCAUUCGUAAAGAAGAAAUAAGAAAUGGGGAUGCUGAGGGUGCAUUAGGAUACUUGUCUGCUCAAGUAAGUAAUGAUCCGUUAUUUUUCUUCAAGUACACUGUUGACGAGGAUGACCGGUUGGAGACACUUUUCUGGACAGAUGGGAGGUCUAAGAUGGAUUAUGCUGCAUUUGGAGAUGUGUUAAUUUUCGACACGACCUAUCGAACCAAUGCUUACAAGAAGCCAUUUGUCAUACUGGCAGGUGUGAGUAAUAACUUUACAACGACCAUAUUUGCUUGUGCGUUGAUGUCGAAGGAGAUGGAGGAUACGUACAAUUGGUUUCUUUCAACAUUUUUAGAGGCUAUGGAUGGUAAAUGGCCCAUCUCGGUAGUCACAAAUGGUGAUUUGGCGAUGCGCAAUGCAAUUAGAAACAUUUUUUCUGAUGUAAGGCAUCGCCUAUGUUCGUGGCAUCUGGAGCGAAAUGCCGUUAAAAAUGUUCACAUACCGGAAUUCAUAUCUGACUUUACCAUUUUGAUGCAAAUGGAAUGUGAUGUUGAAGAAUUUGAAACUCUUUGGGCUGAUAUGGUAUCACACUACGGCCAUUUGAAACUCUUUGGGCUGAUAUGGUAUCACACUACGGCCUAG